AACACUGGGCUCUCAUUGCUGGAAGUCGAGGCUGACUCAGUCACAUGACGAGCUGGAGGCAGAGAUCUAGAGAAAAGGCACAGCAUUUCGGCUUGAACCGCCAUACUGUAUUUUGAGCCAUAUCACAUUUUUAUUGCAACAUUUUACUCCCGCUCGGUGAGUACAUUUCCAAUGGCUUUUUUGUAAGCAUUUUUUGUCUUUUUAAUUGCCCCCUUUUUUAUUUUUACUCCUUUUGCUGGUGUUUGAAUUGAGCAUUGACAUGGUGGUUUUGAGCGUUUUUCAAAUCCAGGCUUCAAGUUUUUAGCAUGCAGUUAUUCUGACCGAGAGUGCCAACAGGGUAAUCGGUGCGGUAUCGCUCGAGAGAGAGCCUUUACUUACUUGCUCGAGGGUCGAAACCAAGCAGCUUUUGUCAGUAUUGAGAUUUUUCAAACAAUUUGUUGGUGGUUUUGAAACAUUUUUAUUUUUUGUUUCUGUCGACUUUUGCUGUUGCUAUGCUUUGGUUUGCAUUGUGCAGUGUUGUUUGUUGCCUUCGAGUUUUGUGAUUUUGAUGUGUCGGUGAAUCCCACCGCCCUUGCUUUUACUUUAUUCUUCUUUUCUUAAUAACAAGGAGUCCUUUUUAAACGUUUUGACGUGAUACUUUUCUUGCAGUUGAGCUCUCAGGUUUGUUGUUUUUGUGUUUCUCUCUUUUUUCAAUUUCAUUAUACUUUUGCUGGUGGCAGUGUCAAGUAUUUUUGGAUGCUGGGUGGACGAGGGGAGUUUUGAUUCUUGUGGGAGUUCAAUGCGUUUUUGUUUUCUGUUUCAACGAGGAUGAACAGACAUUUUCCCCUUUGCAGGAGGGCAAGUGGAUGAGAAUGACUGGUAAACUCCAGACCAGCAACGUGACCAACAAGAAUGACCUGCGCUCGCUAAACUCCAGAGUCUUUAUUGGCAAUCUCAACACAGCCAUUGUCAAGAAGACGGACAUAGAGAUCCUCUUUGGCAAGUACGGCAAGAUAGUGGGCUGCUCUGUGCACAAAGGUUACGCCUUCGUACAGUAUUUGAACGAGAGGAACGCACGGGCAGCUGUGUCUGGAGAAAAUGCACGUGUCAUCGCUGGACAGCCUCUUGACAUAAACAUGGCGGGCGAGCCGAAGCCCUACAGGCCCAAAGCAGGCUCCAAGAGGCCGCUCUCAGCUGUUUACAGCGGUUAUGAACUUGAUUACGAGUACUACAGGGAUGACUUCUACAGCAGGCUUUUUGACUACCAUGGCAGAGUGGCCCCCCCACCGAGGGCCGUGAUCCCUGUCAAGCGCUCCAGGGUGCUCGCUCCUUCCUCCCGCCGCGGGAAGACCUCCUUCCCCAUCAAAACAUCCUCCUCUUCUUCCUCCUCAUCCUCCAGACCUCCCACGUCCUCCUCCGGGCUCAAACCAGUGAAGACGGACCAGCUUCAGACUAUAAAGCGGGAGCUCACUCAGAUCAAGUUGAAGAUCGACUCUUUGCUGGGACGCCUGGAGAAGAUCGAAAAGCAGCAGAGAGCCGAGGCUGCUCAGAGAAAGUACGAGGACAACUGCGACUCCCUGCAUGAGGAGUCUGUGUCGGAGACGGCAGAGAACUCUGGGGAGGAGGCGGGCGACGGGGCUCUGGAGAUGGAGGCGGGAGAGAUGACCGAUGGAGGCGAGGACGAGUACGACGAGGAGGGCAACCACCAUCUGAUAGAGAACCAUGUAUCGGAUAUUGACAACUGAGAUCAGGAUGAGGCAGCAGACGUUCCCGGUUGGUGGUAUUAGAAUUCAUCAUCGCCUUCAAGAGACAGAAAAAAGAUUCCUGAGGGAUCAAGACUCUCACACUGGACUGUAAAUGGUAUUCAAGAGAUGCUGAAUCACAUUUAGAUUCCCAACUCUGCGGCACAUAGCGAACGUGAUGUGCUCUCUGAAGAAAAUCUAUUCAAGACUCAUUUUCAUGCAGUGGCCACCUUCAUGGAUAUCCUGUGCGACUUAUAUUUCAUUGCAGGAGGCUGAGAGUAUUAUGCGCUAAUCCUGCUCCUGAAAAAAUAAAUACUAUGGGAAUGUAUAAUAAAAAAAAGGCUUUUUAUUCAGAUUUGCAAAUUGAAUUACGUGGAGCGGAAGGGAAUUGUUGAUUUACCAUAUGAAAUGUGUUUGCAAUGUCAUUUCACAAACUGUAUUUCAAAGGAUAUUUGCUCGAAGAUCAAAUUAAUAGAACAAUCGGCGACCGCAGUAUGAUAUCCACAAAACUAAUGAAACAUCGGUGCCGUCUGGGUCUGCUUUUUCCUCGUGUAUAAGCCAUGAGCUACGAGCAUAACUUUAUCCAGCUUAUCCAUUUAUCACACAAAUACCCUGUGGGGCUGUUCCAUCAUAUAUUCCAACUCCUGCCAACUUUCAAAGCAGACAUUUCCUAGAAUGGUAGAGAGCCAACACUGGCACAGGCGUCCUGCCAACACUGGCACAGGCGUCCUGCCAGGGAGCAAUGCCCCAACGUCUCAAAGCGCUCCUCCCUGUUCAGCCUAUGCAUCCCAACAUGCACUGCUGCUGUUCAGGAGCCAAGGCCCUUUCUCAUUCUCCUCUACUACCCCCCUGCAUUUUGAUUUGAUUCUGCUCAGGCGAAAGUGCAAGCUGAGGUUUUUUUUAAUGAUAUAUCAAGACUCCUUUUAGAAGUAUGUGAUCUGUCUUUUGGAUCGGUUAGAUUUGGAAUACAUCUGUUAUGAUACACUGGCCUUAAAAACCUAAACAAGUAGUGAGACAAUACAAUCCAUUAAUCUAUUAAUAAAAUACCUAAAAUGGAAGAUAAUCUGGCCAGCAUUGGGUGAUUUGUCCACUCACUUUGUGCAGUUUACUUCAUUAUAUCUGCCAAUUUAUUCAGAAUCCGAAUCAGAAAUUCAUUAUUAGUCCCACGGUGGGGAAAUGUACAUUGUUAUUGCAAAAGUAGGAUUAGUUGUUGUGUUGUUGCCAUGCGGAGCAGCUUCAGUUAAGUGAUUUUAAUCAACCUGAUUAUCAACAAACUGCUGCAAAUUGAAAUCUGUCACCAGUGAGUGGAUAUCUUCAUGUUCUACUGUUAAUCAUUUGCAGCAGGUUUGCCCAAUUUAUUUCCAGUUUGCAAAAAAGUAAAUUGACAAACAACACUGACAAAGGCAUGUGUCUCGUCUUAAGCCUUCAGUUAAAGGUAUUUGCAGAAGGAGGUAGAUGCACCAGGUGUGCUAGCUGAUCGCACAAUGGCAUCAAUAAGUGUGAUGAUGUGUAUCAGCCAAUCAGCUGGCACACCUGGUAUACUGUCAGUUAGCUAUGGGUUGUAAGAAAAGGCUAGUGGGCUGAAACAUUAAUCACAGCUGUUAAUUAUACAGCGUCUUAUUAAACGCUCAUUAACCUCCAUCAUUGUCCUUAAACUCACUGCAGCUGAGUAACAGCUCUACUUCUCUCUGCUCCUAUAACUUCACGGUUAAAAUCUUCCUCCUUAAGGUUUUUUUUCAAGACCAACAUGGCUAUUGUCUAUUAGAGGAGAUAACUGUGGUUCUUUUUGCGCUUUAAACACUUGCACUUGAUGCAUAAAAACACAUUUUGAGAAAUUCAACAGCAAUGUUACUUUUUGAUUCAAUGUCCUAUUUAUCCUUAUGAAAACAUGAGAAUACUAACCUUGUUAAGGGGGGUUUAAAUGUAAUUGCUCAAUGUUUUGAACCACAAAACACCUUUGAACUAUGGCCGCACAACCUGAGAAAAGAAAAUCAAAAUACCGGGGGGUUUUGGUAUUACUGACCCUUCUUAACAGAGAAUGAAUUAAAUGUGAAGGAACGGUCGUCGCCUUGCACAACUUCAUAAACAGUCAAACCUGGCAGUGCUGCCUGAAAAAAAAAACAUAAAAUAAAAUGUCUGUCCUGCAGCUCAUUCAAAAUAAAUGUCUGGUGAAUGAUGAUAAUGUGUAAUAUUUAGCACUAUUUUUGUAUCCAAAGACAUGUCUAAGGGAAAUGGCUCUGCUACAUGUUUAUCUUUUUUGCUGGUAGCCUGUUAUUUACUGAGCAGUAUGGUGAUGUGUCAAAUAUUUUGCAAAAAUGCUUCAAAAAAUAAAUAAAAACCUCAUUGCUUUUAACUGUUGGAAAUUAUCUGGGUCACUUUAAAACAUUUCUGGCUCAACCAUCUUUAAGUUUACCCUGUAUAUAGUCCUUCUUGUUAUUAUUUCAAAUAAAUGAAAAAAAAAACUUUUAUUGAGUUUAAAAUAAUACUGAAAUGAUAUACUGACAGUUUGUUGGAGUGGUUGCAGGUUUUACCCAGAAUCAUGGGGCUUGUAGAGAUAGUGUAACUGACAACUGUUGUAUAGAAAUGUACAUUUUUUGUAAAGAUAUUUUUAUCAAAAGGCAUGUUUACUGUAACUUUGUAUGUUCAGUUCAUGUAUUUAAAAAAAAAACAGCAUAAUUAAACUGUUGUACGGCUAUAAAAGUCCCUGUCAUUGUAGAUAACUAUUUGUGUUCUUUCAGUCAAUAAAAUGUUUGUGUCAUAUAA
This is a messenger RNA of Notothenia coriiceps (black rockcod), 4484 nucleotides long. Its product is annotated as RALY RNA binding protein like. Gene Ontology annotation, cellular component: nucleus. Gene Ontology annotation, molecular function: RNA binding. NCBI's taxonomy places the organism in Eukaryota, Metazoa, Chordata, Actinopteri, Perciformes, Nototheniidae. Bases 846 to 1724 code for a protein of 292 amino acids. The transcript is spliced from 9 exons. The record is from RefSeq and is a predicted model, not a curated record.